AGUAAAAGUACCUGACUACCUCAUCAUUCUUCCCUACCUCUGGAAUAAGUUUCAGCUAAAACACAUCUGAGAAUAAAUUCACCAGAAGUCUCUCAAAUAUGUCAUGUAGAAAAAAGAUGAAGCAUAAAGUGUGUGAAAGAGCCUCAGGAGGAAGAACCAGUUCUGUCAGUUAUUGAUUUGACCACAGAGCAUGAGGAAAAACUGAGACGGAAGGAGGAAUAAAGAUAUCCAUGCACUGAAAGCACAUCAUAGACAAGACACAAGACACAAGAGGAAGACAUAAAGAGAGGGAGCUGCAGGAGCAAGUGACAAAAAGUAACUGACAAAUCAGUGGAUGCAUCAUGACAACAUCCAGUGAUGUUCAGUGUCACUCAAAAUGCUCGAGGCUUUCCUCAGACUCAGGAAUUUAUGUGCCUCUGGAAAUCCCCUUCAGUGAACUGGAAGAGACAGUAGACGACAAAGAAAACCUUAAAAGUCUGGUGAUCACGUUUCACGACAAAGAUAAGGAAUUAGCUGAAAAGGAACCCAUUUACCAAAAUGUAAAUGUAGUUAUCAAUUCAAAUCCAGGUCUUGGAUUAGUAGGCUCCACCACAUUGGUCAAUCCUGAAGUUAGCAGCACAUCCAGGUCGGACGUUCCUCCCCCAGUUCCUCCACAGUACCUGAAGCCAAAGUUUAAAGCCCGUCAUGAAGAGAUUGAACCUUUAAAGACCUGUCAGAAGACACCCCUACUGAAUGGAGCUACAGGAAGUAAUCAGAGUUCUCGUUUUAUCCCUGGAGAAGAGCUCAACACCUCAAAUACAAACCUGACACUGCUUCCUCAUGAAUCACCUGAAAAACAUCAUGAGCCAAAAAUGUCUGACACAGAAGAGAGAAGAACAGAAUGGGAGGCCAAGGAGACAGAAAAGGACAAGAUGACACGUCAACAACAAAGUCUUCUAGAAAAACAUAAAAUGGCAGAAAGCAUUGAGGACAAAAGUGUAACAGAAAGGCAUCAGGAUGUGGAUAAACAUACAGCUGGAAGAGAGACGUUAGUCAUAUUUAAUAAUGAGUUUCAAAGUGAGGACGGGGAUCAGCAGAUGGGGCUGGAGGCUGGGUGGUUAACUCGUCUGCUAAUGUCAGAAAAUGUUGCAGAGUCAACAGACGAAGACUCUGAUUUUUCCUCUGAAGAAGAAGAUGACAUCUCAGAAGGCAACGCUGAACCUGUGUCAGCAAAACCACAACCAAAGCCUCUACCAGCACCGCCUCCAAAUAUACAGAAGAAAUGUCCUCCCAAGCUCCCUGCUAAACCUCCCAGCCACUGUUAUGCAAGGAGGCCUGAUGUGGAGGAAAAAGAGGAGCGUAUGAAGAAGGAGGAGGAUGAACAACAGGGCAAAGAGGAGAGGUGUGAACAUGUGAAGUGCUCCACAUUUCCAGGACAUGGACAGACGACACAACCGAACCACAAAAAACAAAGCAAAGGGAUGAAAACAUUCACCAAAUUCAUUGAUAAACUGAAAGAGAACAGAGAGGAGAAGAAAAGGGUGAAAGCAGGAGAGAUGACGAUGGAUCGAGGAAGAGAGCAGGAUGCUGAAGUCUGGGACAAAGAAAAAUGCAAAGAGGAAAAAAGGUUAAAGGACAAAGAGAACGAGGAGACGGGUGAUAAUGCUGUCGAUCAAACACCUGUAACACCAGCACUGAGACAUGUGGAGCUGAUGUCGACGAUGGACAAAAGGACAAAUGCAUCUUCUGACAGUGUUUUCGGCUCCUUCAAAGUCAAUGUUCCAGUAAUGCUGGUGGAAGAUCUCCUGUCAGGUGAACAGUGGUCUCAGUUCCUGGGCAACAACCAGAAACCUGAUCCACCUCCACUCUGGUCCAACUCUGAAGACACAGCUCAGCUCAUUCCAACCGUCCUUCAUUCUGAAGACCAUCAGGAUGCUGUGGCUGUUUUAGAUGAGCAUAUCUACGAAGAAAUGCCACCGUAUGACCCAUCGAACAUCAUGGCAGGAAGUCAAACACGUGUAGAACAAAAAAGAGUUGUUUCUUCAGUACCAGUGAUUGUACUGGAAACUGAAACAGUCCCACUGAGCCCUCGGACCAGAGACAUGUUAGACUCAGUGGAGUUUCUCCAGCCUCACAUGGACACAAACAUGUUCUCUGAUUUUCAGUCUGAAGAAGUUCUGGACACUUCAGUUCAGAAAUAUCUCAUUAAGCUCAGCGGGAGAAGAAAACGCAGAGCUCCACUGCAUCAUCGAUGGCAUCGCAAUAAGAAAAAUGUAGAUCUCUCAAGCCAGCCACCUUACUCCACUUCACCAGGAAAACGCAUCUCUUCCUCUGUCUUCUACAAUGUCCAAUGUUCAGGAGUAGAGGAGCCGCCGCCUACAGUCGAGUCUGGAAGGGGCAGCCCCAGAACUCUGACUAAGAUUAAGAUGGCUCUGAAGAGCACCACAACCAAAGGAGGACAGAGGAAAGUAGAUGGCACUGUGUGAAGAUUAGCAACAGAAUGUGUCAUGCUAACCAAGCAGAAAAAACCAUAGAACCUAUGUACAAAUGUUUAUACACUGAAAGAAAACCUGAAUAUUGAUAGUCAUCCAUAUACAGGGCCAGAGUGGGACUCAUUUUCAGCCCUGGAGUUUCAUACCUCAGACCGGCCCACUUUAGGUCACAGCCAAUUAAAAUAAAAUCAUGUAUUUAUAAUCUUACUUAAGUCUAAAAUCACGGACUGUUCUCAAAAGCUUUGUAAUUCAUUGUAUUUUUCUAAAAUAUUUCGAAUUCAGUCCGAGGGUUGUUUCACAAUGUACAUGUAUUUCACAUCUCCAACAUUAUUCUUUACAACACAAUAUCUUUUUCAACAAUAUCAGAAACUCUGUUCUGUUCAAAUAAUUGUUUACAGAUAUCCAAACCUCAAAUUAAAUAAAAGAAUAAAUAAAAUAAAAUGGCAAAUUAGUGUUCACAAACAUAUAACCCUUACAAAGAAUAAAAUAAUGAUUGCACUGUUCUCUCUAAGUUUGUCAUUCACAGUAGAAGAUAAGUUUCUGAUGAUGCCAUUCUCUUUUCUUCCUCUGCAUAAGCGUUGUUUCAAAGAGACAUGGCCAACCCUAAAAGAUAAAGAAAUGCCUGAGCAGUAAACUGGUCUGUGUGACUUAUUACAGUAUCAUUGCCCAAAGACAAGAGAAUUUCUUUCUCAGUGCACAUGAGCAUGAAUGCCUCAAGUAUAACGUUAUAUCACAGCACCAUACAGUUCAUUGACUUGAUAAUUAAUUAACUUGAACAAUGGUUUUCAGGCAAAGUUGAUGUUUUCUGUUCAGCUUCUUUUACGUGUUUCAUCAUCCUCCACAGCAGCACCAGAUUCAUUUUAGAGGUGGCAAGGCUAUGGUGGUUGUUGAACUGAAUGACUGUCAGGCGCAUGUAUUGGCAUCUCAUGCGUAGAGUGAAAUUUGAGACAGAGAGAGAGAUCUGAAGAGUUACAUGAACCCAAUAAAUACAACCUUUUUUUAAGAUGAAUGAGUAUUUUUGAGGGUGGAAAGCAGCAGCAGCAGCACCCUCUGCUGGUGGUAAACAGAAGUACAAAAGCUUACAGCACCAGUAUUCAAGGGUGGUCUCCCAUCCUAUAAUGGACAUUUUACCUUACUCUGAAUAGGUGGAAGUUUGGAACUUGUCUUUGUGUUAUUUGUGAAUUGUCUCUUCUCCAUUACUUUUAUAACAAAGCUGAGCCAAUAGCUAGUAUUUUUUUUUCAUAUAUAUUAUAUAAAAAAAUGUAUACACAGUGG
Molecule: messenger RNA, 3746 nt
Organism: Sphaeramia orbicularis (orbiculate cardinalfish)
Lineage: Eukaryota; Metazoa; Chordata; Actinopteri; Kurtiformes; Apogonidae
Exons: 8
Coding region: 342-2465 (707 amino acids)
Source: RefSeq, a predicted model, not a curated record